This is a messenger RNA of Papilio machaon (common yellow swallowtail), 1912 nucleotides long. Its product is annotated as WD repeat-containing protein 43. The record is from RefSeq and is a predicted model, not a curated record. Bases 42 to 1907 code for a protein of 621 amino acids. Gene Ontology annotation, molecular function: protein binding. Lineage: Eukaryota; Metazoa; Arthropoda; Insecta; Lepidoptera; Papilionidae. Gene Ontology annotation, cellular component: nucleolus. The transcript is spliced from 11 exons. Gene Ontology annotation, biological process: maturation of SSU-rRNA from tricistronic rRNA transcript (SSU-rRNA, 5.8S rRNA, LSU-rRNA).
AUUACCCUAAAAAUUUGGUGGGAAGAUCAGUCACAGGCAGAAUGGCAGAUGCAGCAUUUUCCGGGGACGGAAAAUAUUAUUCUGCUCUGACUCAUGAUGGCAGGCUAAGAAUAUGGGAUACAGAAACUAAUAUCCUCAAACAAGAGUACACUCCAGAUCUACAUUUAACCGCACCACCAUUAUGUUUGCAAUGGAUAAGUGUCACACAAUCAGUGUCACCACAAAAAGGUGCACGUAGAAAAUCAUUCAGUGAUAAUGCAACACAAGCAAUAGCUUUAGGAACAACCAGUGGAAAGAUUCUAUUAUACUCUGUAACGCAAGGAAAGGUGGAAACAGUGUUAGUUGACCAGAAAAAUCAUAUACAUAAUAAAGUUAAAAGCCUUGAUUGGCAUCGAAAGUAUGGAUUAUUGAGUUGUACAGGCGACAACGGUAUCCAGGAUUGGGAUCUAGAAAACGCUACAAUUAGAAAUAGAUACAAAAUAAAUGUUGAUAAUAAGAGUAAACAAACAAGUGGUAUAAGUGCAAUUAAAAUAAUUCCACACACUGAGCAAUCAUCAGCAAAAUAUAUAGUAGCAGCAUCAUGGCAACUCGGGAUAUGGCGCCUCCAAGAAAACCAGGCUAUAUUAGUGAAGAAUUUAGGACACAAUGCUGCCCCAAGAGCAUUACUCUCCUUAGCCACAGCAGGGAAGACAUGCUGGCUAAUAGAAGGAUCACAAAACGAACGUCUUCUAUCAUUCUGGGAUGUUACGAUCACAGAAGAUCCACCAGUCAACGGUGAUGAACCAACACCAAAUAAACGUCAGAGAAAGAAAUCCAUCACCGCACAAGUUGUGCCAACCCCAACAUAUAACUUCGUACUAGAAGAUGCUCCUAAGAUUAUAGAUGUGAAUGUGGAAAGUGAAGAGGGUGGUGUAAAGUUACAAUUAGCGGCUGCAACAAGAAGCGGUGUAGUACAUUAUUAUGGACAUAUGCUGAAUGGUGCAUCAACGAAACCAAUCAAGCCUUCGGUGACGGUACAAGUGACAACUGCAGAUGCAACACCGCUGCCCCUACAGUGCUGUUGUCUGACCAACACCGGAGAUAUACUAAUAGGAUAUACUAACGCCACUAUAUGGACAUUUGAACGACUUAUACCAGACCUAAGUACAAAAACACAAGUAUUAAUACGAGGUGACACAAAAGACAAGAAGACACACAAACAGACAAACGCAGUGAACAAACUCAGUUCUGACAGCAAGAGAGAUGAAGUCACAUAUGUUGAGCCAAUGGGAGGUGUUACGAGAAAACGGACGACGCCGGGUGGACAGGUUGAAGUAUCAAUGGAAGCUAGAUUAGCAAAUCUAGCUUUAGACGUAAAAAGUAGAGGGAAAUCUGCAGUUAAUCAGAACUUAACUAAAUUACUUAUGCAAGGACUACAUUCUAAGGACAAAAAUAUAAUCCUGACAGUACUGCAGAAGGAUGAGCCGGGUGUGUCAUGGCGCACAGUGUCACACCUGCCAGCAGACUAUGUACCUCUGCUGCUGGACCAGCUCGCAGACAUGGCUACUAGGAGAACCAGCCAAUGUUCAGCAGUGUGUACAUGGCUGGGGGCGACAUUGCGCGCGCACGCAGCACUACUCCUGGCCACAGCACCACCACGACUUACCCAGCUGUUGGCCAUACUCACACACAGACGUUCCCAUCUCUGUCAGCUGUUAAAUCUGAAGGGUCGUCUGGAGUUGGCAACUUCACAGCGUUCCUUUGAAGAGGAAGAUAUAGACCAGGAACCUGUACUGCAGUAUGAUGACUCAUCUUCUGGUGAGGAGAUGGAGACUCAGUACCAGUCGGACGAUAGCGCCCCCUCCUGGGAGGAGGGCGAGGGCGGGGAGGCGGGCGGAGGGAAUUCCGAUAGCGCGGACUCAGAUUGACAUAA